Molecule: messenger RNA, 2099 nt
Organism: Effrenium voratum
Lineage: Eukaryota; Dinophyceae; Suessiales; Symbiodiniaceae
Source: the annotation of a GenBank genome assembly
AGCAUUUGUCUCUCAGAAAUAGGGGAGACUGCCUGAUGCCAAUUUCUGGAAGGCCAUGUCUCACAGCCUGGUUUUCACCUAUGGCGACAAGCGAGUCAUGGCCAGGGGCUCCGGAAUUGAGGCCGUCCGCUCACUGAAGACACUCGAGGCAUUUUUCGAGGAUGCGGAAGAGAAGCUUGGCCUGCCACCAGGAUCAUAUGACUUCUACGACGUAUUCGGCAAGAUCUCCACUCCAGCGGACCUGCAGCGCGCCCUGUCCAACGCCGCCUCUGGCGAAUGCGAAAUUAAGGUGGUUGAACACCAUCAAUUUGUGCGGAUCCGUGGAGUGGAGGCUCAGAAUACUCACCUCACUUCUCGUGUGGAUGCUCUCGAGCUUGCGCUUCGUGAAGCAGAGCAGCGCAGCGACAUGAAGCUUCAGGUGGCAUCAGAGGAGUUGGCAAAGAUGAUAAAGAAGUGCGAAUCCACCAUCUAUGAUGAAGUUGGCCCCGCCAUUGAGACUGUUAUGAAGAAGCAAAGCGAGUCGGAGAAGGAUAUGCGUGCACUUAUGGAGAAGCUCGCGCAGUUUGACCUCCAGGAGCUGCGGGAUCUGAGCGCCAACGCGCUGCAAAUGAGAGACGAGGUGCAGAACUGCAUCAAUCGCCUCAAUGUGCUUGACACACAGUGGAUGCAAGACAAGGAAGAGCUCCACUCAAUUGUGACGGGGACCAACCAGGACCUGAAGGACCUGCAGAAGUACAUCAUGGGGAAGAUCGAUGUUUGCAUUGAAGCAGAUGCAGACAUUCGGCGAGACCAGCAGAUCCUGAACGAGCGCAUGCAGCUCAUUGCAGAUGACCUGCGGCUACUGAUGGAAGAGCAUCAGCGUCUUUCCAACCGCACCCUUGGUGUGGUGGAGGAGAAUGAAGAAAUGCGCGUUUUGCUGGGACAGGUUCGAGAAGACAACGAGCACUUGCGGCAUGACAACUUCCAGGUCAGCACAAGGGUGCUUAGCCUGGAAGGUGUCGCAAGCGAGAGAUGGGAAGGGUUUGCACCAGGAAUUCUGUACUUCCGCAACUGGCACCGAAGCGCCAAGGGGGAGGACGUGCAGCUUUCAGCUGACCUUUCUGUAGCAGUAGGCCGUGGCUUUCUGGCUGCAACUGGCGUGGUCAUUGGCAAUGACGAGGGCUUGGCUGUAGGUGAUGGGCCCUGCCGGCACUUUGGCACUCCAGGCUGCUUUUCGUCCUAUUAUGAGCUCGAGGUGGAUGAGGUCACGGCCGCACCAUCGGGGGCUGGUGGUCUCUAUGUUGGUGUGUCCUUGCAGAGUGGCGAGGAAAUUUCCACCCACCCUCGCAGAGAGUUCGAUGGCUGGAUGGUGGGCGGGAAUCGUAAGGCAAUGACAGUCCGCGCCAGCUGCGGUCAUGAAGCCAUGGAUGCGGAGAAGCUUCCGGACACCUUCGCUCCUGGAGCUGAUGAGCGAGAUGUGCGUGAAGCGCGCAAGGCUUUGAGACUUCUGCGAGCCGCACUGCCACCCUUGGCCAAGGGCAAAGCAGAGGAGGUUGAGUUGAGAGACAGCUGGAGCAGCGAGGGCCUCCGGAUGGGCGAUCGCGUCGGCGUGCUGUUUAGGUGUAACCGGGAAGGCGGCGCUCUGAUACGUGUGGCCGUGAACGGUGACAUCGUGACCACCCAUCACUUUGCAGAAGCACCACCAGCAGAGGCAGUCGGCUUCCUGACGCCCGUUAUCCGACUCGCUGGCACGGGGACUGUGGGAUCAAGCACAACGCUUGCUAGCUGUGCUAAGCAGCCUCGAUGAUCGACUUUUCAUGACUUCACCAUCUUCACCUAAUCAGCAUGUGACAUGUGACGGUGCAUGCGAGCCUGAGUCAAGCAGCGAUGCUCCAGGAAGGCAGUGCGGUUGAUGCCUGGCCUAUCGCCGCCAUCCAAAAUGCUGGCCGACACCCUCCGAGGCUGAGGGUCAGCAGUGCCAGUAAGCGCCUUUGUUUCACCUUGUCCUCCGGAUGUCUUUCGUCUCACUCACGGGGUGCCUGGAAUCAGGACCCUCAAGCGGACAUCCCAAAGCGGAUGUUCAAGAGCGAAUGUUCUGGCACGCCAUCGAAGGACGUCAG